Messenger RNA from Hymenoscyphus albidus, 2182 nucleotides. NCBI's taxonomy places the organism in Eukaryota, Fungi, Ascomycota, Leotiomycetes, Helotiales, Helotiaceae. The record is from the annotation of a GenBank genome assembly.
GAAAGUGGGAGGGGAGGGGUGGUCCAUCUAGAACGGUCGAAAGCGCAUGCCACUCAGGUACCGAGUCUGUGUACCACAACCGCCACUACACUCUCCACACAUAAUCUCAAUCUUUUCAUGGUAACGCCACCCACGUCAAAUCCAAAUUUUCUAUUAAGACUCUUCUCCUUCAGAGAGAGUUUUUGCAUUUUUCCGUUUCCGUUCAUCCCUUAAUUUUGACAACAACAACCCAGAAUGUCCCGCACAUUCCCCCUCUCCCCCCUAACCUCACACCCGAAGUCCGCAACUCAUUCCCGCUCCACCUCCAUCAAAUCCAUAAAAUCCUCAGCCUCUCCCCUCGACCCCUUAGCAGCGACCUUAGCAACCGUACAAUCCAAAUAUACGCUUUCCCAUCCGAAGAGUCUAGAAGCUCAUAAAGAAGCAUGCAAUAAUCUGCCGGGAGGGAAUACGAGGACGGUGCUGCAUCAGAGUCCAUUUCCUAUAACUUUCGGUUUGCCCCACUUUUGUUGAAUUCUCUUCAUCAAAGUCUACGACCUGUUUUGGAGUGAACGAUUCAAGGCUGAUUCGGACGAUUGGUAGUGAAGGGUCAGGGUUGCGAGUUGACUAGUCUUGAUGGUCAUGUCUAUGUUGAUUUUCUAGGCGAGUACUCGGCUGGCAUUUAUGGCCAUUCUAAUAAGGAGAUUGCUUCUGCCGUUACUGAGGCCAUGAAAGAUGGUUGGAACUUUGGAGGUCCUAAUUCCUACGAGAGGGAAUUGGCGAGGAAGGUAAGGUUGCAUUUUUCGUUGAUGUUUGUUUCUCUUUUCCUUGAGAAGAUUUUCUUGUUUUGUACUUUCGUAUUUAAUCCAUAGCAAAUAAAUACUUGUCAGAUCAACAGUUGCUACAAUGCUCCUUCGUGCAACUAGGAUGUUUUUUUGGUCUUCCUCAUACGUCUCCUCAAGAUUAUCUCAAUCAAAGAUCUUUCCAAUCUCUGAUCAUGGCUCUUCUUGAUUUACCCUGCCUUCUAUAAGGAACAUAGGGUGCGCCUGUCAUUGUGGUUACCGAUAACAACUCUACUGGAGAGAGAUGACAUCGGAGAAUCUUGUGUCAUCAAGUAUCCAAAACUAAUCUCCAACAGGUCACAAAACGAUUCUCCCCCUCCGGCCUAGAAGUCGUCCGCUUCACCAACUCCGGAACAGAAGCCAACACCAUGGCUCUAGCAGCCGCCAAAGUAGCAACAGGCCGUUCCCAAAUCCUCGCUUUCAAAAACGGCUACCAUGGCGGAACAAUCUACUUCCCAACCUCACAACACACCGCAAACGUCAACCUCCCUCACUCAUUCGUGCUAGCACCAUACAACGACAUCCCCGCAACCCGUGAAAUCAUCGCCCAAAUCCCAAAGGGUUCAUUAGCAGCCAUCAUCGUUGAGCCCCUGCAGGGGAGCGGCGGCUCGAUCCCAGGAACGAAAGAGUUCUUGCUGUAUCUGAACCGGACUGCGCAUCAACUCGGGGCGUUGUUUAUCGUCGAUGAAGUGAUGACUUCUCGCCUUUCCUACCAUGGACUCUCACACAGUCUCGGUCUCACUCCCGACCUCGUCACGCUGGGGAAGUGGGUCGCGGGCGGAAUGACAUUCGGGGCUUUCGGGGGACGACGCGAGGGGGGUAUCAUGUCCUUAUUCGAUCCCCGGAACAAUAUCCUAAGUCAUUCCGGGACGUUUAACAACAAUAUCAUCACGAUGGCCGCAGGAUGUGUAGGGAUGGACAUCUAUAACGAGGAACAACUUCAACGACUCAACAAACUCGGGGAAACGCUCAAGUCAUCUGUCACGUCAACACUCGAGAAACAUGGCAUUACAGUGACCGAGGGCGCGAAGCCGAAGAUGUAUGUGACAGGCCUGGGCUCCAUGCUUGGUAUCCAUUUCUCGGGGGCGCAGGAGAAGAUGUUGGGGACGCUUUUCUGGCAUCAUAUGUUGGAGUGUGGGAUCUAUUUUGCGGCCAGGGGGUAUAUUGCACUUAAUAUUGAGUUGGAUACGAGACAUAUUGAGAAGUUCGUGGAGGGAGUGGAGUCUUUUAUUGGGAGUUAUAAGGGGUGUUUGGUUGUUGAAGGGAAGUAAAUAAGAAAGAUGCGGUCUGGAUUAUGUCUUGGGCGAUGACUAUUCGAGGACUUUCUGAUGUUCAUGAAAUAGCUAGUGAAUGGCAUAUCAUCU